GUUAAGAAGAUUCCUGUGACAGUUACAUGUUGAGGGAGUGGUAGAAGAGUCAUUGUGGCAGUUCCUAUCUAUUCCACUUCAUUGAAAGCUAGUCCCACUUGAGCUUUCUUUCCACAAAUCUCUCUUUGCAUAUCUUCAAUGAAAACCUGAGUGUCACCAACUCCAUCUUUCAGUUUCAUCUUUCACACAUACACACUUAAAAAACCACUUCUUCUUCUAGUGCUUCUGAUCCAAACCACCACCAUACACAAAAUUCAUAUUGAAACUGUGUUCUGUUUGUUUGUUUGUUACUCUACUAAUCUUUAGAACAAUUCAGUCUUUGGAUUUGUUUGUGUCCUUUUUAUCAAUCAAGGCCACACUCAAAAUCCCAAGUUUUAUAAAUCAAGGAGACUAAUUCAUUUCUGGGGGUAAAGAAAGGGGUGGUGAUAAAUCAUAAUGGAAUCUGAAAAUGGAGUUGCUAUGGAGGACGAGAAACAUGUCAUUGGGGAAACAACCAAGGAGAACAUAAACAAAGAAGCUGAAAACAGUUGUAAUGCUGAAAUUCAGACCAAGAAUGAGGUAUCUGAAACUGAUGUAAAAGCUGAAGGGCCCAAAUCUGCAGCAAGUAAAAUCUCAAAACUUGCCAAGGGACAUGUUGGCAAAGGUGGUGUUGCUUCAAAGAACAACAAAUCUGCCACCAAAGACAAACCCAAUUUGAAGUCCACAACUUCAUAUCAAACACACAGGCCAAACCUUUCCAAGAGCUUUUCUUUCCCAGCCAAAUCAGCUGGUGGAGAGGGCGUGAAGAAAAGCACUAAUGGCACUCUCGCGAAGACAGAAACUAAGCAUGCUAAUGGGGCUAAAGCUGAGGCUUCUAUUCGCCGUUCAAGCAGGCUGACAAACUCCGAAGUUAACUCAAAGGAGGCAGAAACAAACACUGGAAAUUCUAAUCAGAGGACUUCUUUGACAUCCAUCACUAGCCUUAAAACCUCUGAGUCUGGAAUAUUUACAGUGAAUGCGGUUACCAAGAGCCUUACAUCUGAGGAAUCUUUACAUGUUGAUCAGAUUUCAACCCCAGCAAAAAUUGAAAAACCAAAUAAAGAGGAAGAUGAUGCUCAUUCUACAACUUCAAGUCAUACUCCUUGUAGGAGGAGCAGUGGAUCUGGAUUUUCCUUCAGACUGGAAGAAAGAGCAGAAAAGAGGAAGGAGUUCUUCUCAAAGUUAGAAGAGAAAAUUCAGGAAAAGGAAGCAGAGAAAACUAACCAGCAAGAGAAAUCAAAGGAAAACCAGGAGGCUGAGAUCAAGCAAUUGAGGAAGACCAUGACUUUCAAAGCCACUCCAAUGCCAAGUUUCUACAAGGAACCUCCUCCAAAAGUUGAAUUGAAGAAGAUACCUAUAACGCGCCCAAAAUCUCCAAAGCUUGGAAGGCACAAAGGAUCUGCUGUGAACAAUUCAGAAGAUAAAUCUUCUUCUAGUCCACAUGGAAAGCAACAACAGAAUGAUUCAACCAAGGCAAAGGCAAAGGGUAGUAAUAAAGAAGUGAUUCCAAAGAAACCAAUCAGAAAAUCUCAAGCCAAGCUGCAGUCUCAGGAAAGUGCAAUCAGAAAAACUGAAAAGGAUUCUGUGAAGCCUACUAAAGUCGACCAAGAUGCAAAAGCUGGCACAGGAAACAAUGAAGAAUGCCAUGAUCCAUCAGUUAACAAUUCUGAAUACCAAAAUGACAUGGAGCAAGAAUCCAAAAAUGAUCAUGAUCAGAAUGGUGCACUGGUCUUGAACUCAUCCACACCCGAGAUUGUAUCAUGAGGUUGCUGUUGGAGUGUAGAUUCAUAUAUAGCCGGAGAGUAUUUAUAUAAACAUAGGACUCCAUGUUACGAGUUAUUUCAUUAUUGUUGUGAAUAUAGAGGUUGCUUCAUGUUCAUUAUAAAUCUUGUAUUGCAUUUAAAGAUAGGUUGCUUGUUGUUAUAUUGAAGUGUUUCUGUUUGUAACGAAUAUUUUGUUAAUUCAUUAUUUACCAAACAAUUCAUGUGUUUUUCCCUCUAA
This is a messenger RNA of Glycine soja, 2019 nucleotides long. Its product is annotated as protein WVD2-like 4. The coding region runs from base 436 to 1782 and encodes 448 amino acids. Lineage: Eukaryota; Viridiplantae; Streptophyta; Magnoliopsida; Fabales; Fabaceae. The transcript is spliced from 10 exons. Gene Ontology annotation, molecular function: microtubule binding. The record is from RefSeq and is a predicted model, not a curated record.